AUGAAGAAAUAUUCUUUACUGGGGAAUAAUUUAAAAAUGGAGAUGGAGCUGAACAAUAAUCGUUUAAAAAUAUUAGGCGACAAUAACUACAUCAAAAUAAACAGAAACAUGGGACGUGUGAUGAUGAUCGGUAACGAGUGCAGCAUCGAUGUUUUGCAGAAUUUUGGCAGUAUAGAAGUGAUUGGUGCCAAUCAUGCUAUAAUAAUAUCCUCGAAUAAUAGCAUUAAUAUCUUAAACAAUAGUGAAACUAAAGAUGUUGUAGACAAUGGAAUGGUUUUAAAGAAGAAUUGUAGAAACAAAAGCACAGAAAGAAAUUCCAAGUUAUUCGAGAAGCUAAAACAGAUUUUCAAAUACAAGAAAAUAUUUGAAAAUCGUUGUUUUUUGUGA
Messenger RNA from Arctia plantaginis, 387 nucleotides. NCBI's taxonomy places the organism in Eukaryota, Metazoa, Arthropoda, Insecta, Lepidoptera, Erebidae. The record is from the annotation of a GenBank genome assembly.